Aedes aegypti (yellow fever mosquito) is the source of this 3794-nucleotide messenger RNA. Its product is annotated as ras-related and estrogen-regulated growth inhibitor. The record is from RefSeq and is a predicted model, not a curated record. Gene Ontology annotation, molecular function: GTPase activity; GTP binding. The transcript is spliced from 5 exons. The coding region runs from base 1245 to 2120 and encodes 291 amino acids. Lineage: Eukaryota; Metazoa; Arthropoda; Insecta; Diptera; Culicidae.
UGAAGCGGCAAUCGAAUUGGUUCGGGAAAAAUCAAGGAGAUUUUGAAAUCGUGCUUCGGAAAAGCAGAUGUGUACAGAAGUACAAACGUGUGGUGUGUAAACAAGGAUUCGGACUACCAACAUAUAUAACAUUUUGCAAAGAAGAGCCGGUUGAGGGAGGAUGUUUAAUUAUCGAGUCUAGCGGUAGGAAGGUGUGCUGUUUCAAUCAACUACGUGCUCAUGUUUUCUGUUACGGUAGCUGAUUUCGGAAGUAUGUCGGUUGUGAAGGGUCAACGUUAACGAUUCAAGUUCGUUCAUAAUAGUGUGUAUUAUAUUUGUAGUAAUUUGCUAUUACUCGACUUGAACCAACAAUCACAUCCUGCUUUUCUUCUCUGGUGUAGCGAAUAUUGGGAGCACAAACAAAAGCUUCCACGAAAGGGUCAGAUGAAAAUUAAUUAUACACCUCCGUCCAGGAUGCAAGAGAAAACACAAAAGAAAAGCAACAACCUAUUGUGAAUACUGAAUCAGCUGGGACUGUUUGUCGAUAGCAUCUGAACGUGUCCAGGGAAAAUUAAUUAGUCCAUCGCUGGUGGUGGACGCUAAUUGCCAAUCGACGCCGACUAAGUAUCUGAGCUAUCAAAUUGAUUGAAAUGCCAAGUGCAAAAUUAUUGUGCGACGAAUGAUCCAAAGCAAAAACACAUUCCACUCUUUCAAAGACCCUGGUAUACGUUAGUAUAAUUGAAAUAAUCGUCCAGUCGUUGGAAGUCACAACAGGAAACUUUCAGUUGGAACACAGUGCAUGAUUAUCUAUCGGGUUUGUCCUAGACAUGCUCCUUCAUGGGCAACAACCGUAACGACACAUUCCAUGACAAGAACGAGUUCAAAGAACUGUUAAGUGACACAAGUGCCGGAAAAGUGAGUGAUGUAAAAAACAAACAAAACACAAUAUAGUAGCGAUUUAUUGGAAAACUUUGUUCCUGUGACUGUCGUCGGUGAUUCGUAAAUCUCGUGCCUCCCAUUGAUAUUGCUACUGCCCAAAAGUUUCGUGUACCCGAGCCCAUACAAUACUCACAUGCGGGGGAAAUUCUGCGAAGAACGAAGUCAACCCUAGCCAUCUUAGAGCGAAGAAUUUGCCCUCGCUGAACCAAAACGAACAAUGAACACGACGUCGCCUUAAAUCGUCGCUGGUGAAGCUGGGAUACAUUCCAAAACGAAACCCUUCCGGGUGAUGGUACUGGGGCAGAGCCGGUGUCGGAAAGACGGCAAUGGUGGUGCGUUUCAUAACGAAACGUUUCAUCGGCGAAUAUGACCCGAAUCUGGAAAAAGUGUACACAUUUCACACCUUGGUGGAUAACGAGGUGGUACAGUUCGAAAUUCUGGAUGCCGCUGGGCAACCAAAUGAAGCUGAUUGCAUGACAUUGGAAGCGAAUAUCCGAUGGGCGGAAGCGUUCAUACUCAUGUACUCGGUAGCAGAUAAAUGCAGCUUUGAUGAAUGUAAUCGUUUAAAGUUUCUAAUCAAUUACAAUAAACGGAGACGUCGAUUGGGAUCGUACAGCAAGGACACUCUGCUAGAUGUACCGGUCAUUCUCGUUGGCAACAAGAUCGACCAGAUCGGCGACCGCAUGGUGUCCACCGAGGAGGGCCAACGACGGGCGCGGGAGAUUUCCUGCGCGUGCUUCCACGAAAUUUCCGUCCGGGAAAGCAUCGACCAGGUGACGGGUGUCUUCCGGGAUGCGUGUCGCUUCUGGAGGGUACUCAACCGGUACCCCAAGUUGAAGCGAUCCACCAGCGACGUGCACGAUCUGCACUCGGAGGUCGAGCUUAUUCUUAGUCCGGACAGUGUUCAUCCGUUCUGCAACUGUGAUUUGAGCCAUCACGAAAAGCGACGUUCCAUCAUUGUGCUAGGCCGCCCAUGGACCGAAGAGGAACCAGACGAAACGGACGAGUCCGAGUCGAGUUGCUGCUCGUCGCAAAAAUCCGAUGUUGAAGAACCAUUCCGAGGUAGAGCGUCAACCGAUGGGACGUUGCUGUCCAGACCAAGGCGAUGGCGUUUUGCGCCGCCAGGAUCUCUGAUGCCCCACGUGAGCCGAGUUGAGCGACGAAUGAGCAUUUCCAUGAGGGGCAGUAACGCUAGCUAUUGAAUAAGUGGUUUAUUUUAUAAUUUGCAUGACAAUAUUGUGAUUUAGUGGAUGUAAAUGUUGCUGUGCUUUUUUGAUAAAAAAAAGAUCAAAGUCCACAUGUCGAAUAAUUAGCUGGGAGAAAAUACUACAAGUAUUCAAUUUUACUGUAGAUUUGUUCAAAUGAAAGGCCUACAAUAUCAAAGAAAUCGCGGAACCUCAAAUAUACACUGUUUAACGUAUCAGGGUUUUUUUCUUGUUCUCAAAGUAAAGAAAGCCGUGCUUUGGAUUUAUCAUCGUUUAUUGCUUUUAAUGUACUCUUCUAAAAAUUUGACGGUAUCUAGAUCUUCCCAGUUAUUUGCAUAGUUCAAGGCUGUAAUGGAAUCGGUAUUCCAUUCGCCAACUGUCUUAGAAUAUUCAAGCAACACUUGUAGUGCCUCCAAAGAAUGUUCCUGUAUGGCAACUUCAACAGCAGUCAUUCCUUGUACGUUUCGAUGGCUCAGAUCAGCUCCAUUUUCUAGGAACAAGCUUGUCAACCUACAAUGGUUUAUUUGGGCUGCUUUCUCUAACGCGGAUUCAUUGAGAUCUGUAUUGACUGGUUCAUGGAUAAGCUGUGGACUGUGACUCAACAACAGAAUAAUCAUUUGCUCACUGCGGUUCAAUAUGGCAUCCUGAAGAAUCCCAGCCUUGCCUUCUGGACUGGCUAUGCUAGGAUCUGCACCGUUUUGAAGUAUGUACUCCACCGCCUUAAAAUUGCAAACCCUUACAGCAUGGCACAGUGGAGUGUAUCCAUCGAUGUCGGGAAAGUUGAAUACAUGAACUCCGUCGGAGGAGUGCGUCCGAUUAGUUUCGAUACAAUGCUGGUAGAGAAGCUUGAAAUGUUCAAGAAGAUGGUUCUUCAACAAAAUAACAUGGAAAGCAGUUCUUUUUGAUCUUCCCAUUCUCCAAGGAUCUGCUCCAAGUUUCAAAAUAUUUUGGAGGAAAAUAGUUGGCGCAGUUGGUGGUAUAAUGUGAACUACCGAAAAAUUGUUGGUAUUCAUUAAGUCGUUUAAAUCGACAAAGCUCUGUUCAGAUUCAUUUGUCAUGCAGCAUGUAGAAUGUGUAUAAAUGAAUUGAAAAUGGGUUUUCGAAUCUGUUCCAUUGCAGACGACUAAAUUUCCAGUAAUUAUUGCACAGCAGUCAACAUGAGGUUCCAAAAGUCCACGUAAGAAGGUAACUAGAGAGCUCAUUAAAUCAUUCGAAUUGCGAACCACAAAAUCCAGACCAUCUAGGCAAAUAUCAUGUACCGGUCCGAUUGAAUGUAUAAUGAAAUCAACAGAUAUAUCGAUAUUAUUGCUUUGAUCACCAUAUUUUGCGCUGAACCUGUUUGUUUCCAUGCGAGAGCUGUUCGAUAAGCUGAAGAUUUCAUUGAUCACAUUAGUGCACAGCUCUAUUAUUUUCGAUGGUUCCAGUGACUGUCCUUGUUUUUGAUCGUCUGUCACGAAACUUGUUGACUUUUUUAAGCAAGAAAACUCCAACAUUUGUUGAAUGAUUCUUUCCGCAGCUACCAUAUUGCUCUCAACGGCUUUUAGUAAAAUAGUUGAUUCUGAUUUGAGAAACUCUAAAAUUCGUACCUCGUUCAUCGUUUUCGCCCAGUUGCGAAGCACUGGACUUUCGACGGAAGUUUCUAUGGAGUAGAAGAUCUUAUCCAACAGAAAA